Molecule: messenger RNA, 297 nt
Organism: Staurois parvus
Lineage: Eukaryota; Metazoa; Chordata; Amphibia; Anura; Ranidae
Source: the annotation of a GenBank genome assembly
AUGGUCAGAGACUGCAGACAUGAUCCAAGAGAUGGUCAGAGACUGCAGACACAAUACAGGAGAUGGUCAGAGACUGCAGACACAGUUACAGGAGAUGGUCAGAGACUGCAGGCAUGAUACAGGAGAUGGUCAGAGACUGCAGGCAUGAUACAGGAGAUGGUCAGAGACUGCAGGCAUGAUACAGGAGAUGGUCAGAGACUGGAGACACGAUGAUGGUCAGAGGCUGGAGACACGAUACAAGAGAUGGUCAGAGACUGGAGACACGAUACAAGAGAUGGUCAGAGACUGGAGACACGA